Drechmeria coniospora is the source of this 1512-nucleotide messenger RNA. RefSeq names its product DNA repair protein. Gene Ontology annotation, molecular function: ATP-dependent DNA damage sensor activity; single-stranded DNA binding; DNA strand exchange activity. The transcript has a single exon. The record is from RefSeq and is a predicted model, not a curated record. Lineage: Eukaryota; Fungi; Ascomycota; Sordariomycetes; Hypocreales; Ophiocordycipitaceae. The coding region runs from base 1 to 1512 and encodes 503 amino acids. Gene Ontology annotation, biological process: DNA repair; mitotic recombination; DNA recombinase assembly.
AUGUGCGCUAGUGUGAACGAUUCCACACUGUCGGUCACACCCGCCAUUUACGCGUCGGUCCUCCACAGGCAAGGGCGCAAGAACAGAAGAUCGAUGACCGACCUCGUCCGCAUCCUCCCCUCCUUUCCCGUCACCCCCUUCUCGGCCCUCCUCUCGACGAUCGAGCAGCACGGGCUGUCGACGACGGAUCUCCUCUCAUUGCACCCAGCCGACAUCGCGAAGCAGACGCACCUCCCGCUGCUCGACCUCAAGCGCCUCAUCGCGGCGAUCCAGGCCUCAUUAUCGGAUGAUGUUGUUCCGGAGAUGCUCCUCGCACCGGCCGCUGGCGAGAAGCAGAGGCCGGAAGGAGUAGAAGGGGCCGAAGAGUCGGAAAGGACGGACGAUGCGGAUGAGGAUGAGGAGCAACGUGUCGGGCAAGCCAAGGCGAGGCCAGGCAACUUCAGCGAAGCCAUCUCCAUCUCGACGCUUGACGAUGAUCUUGACGCCGCGCUUGGAGGAGGCAUUCCCGUUGGCUCCAUCACCGAGUUCGCGGGCGAGAGCGGUGCCGGCAAGACGCAGUACCUACUCGCUCUCUGCCUCGCCGUCCAGCUGCCGCCCCCGCGCGGCCUCGGCAAGCAGGCCCUCUACAUCUCGACCGAGUCCGGUCUCGCGACUCAACGACUUGCCCAGAUUCUCGGCUCGAGCCCCAUCCUUCAGGCCAUCGACGACGCAGACCGCCCUUCAUUGGAUAAUAUCCUAAGCACCGUCACGCCCGACCUCGAAUCCCAGGACCACAUCGUUGAGUACCAGGUGCCGGUCCUACUUGAGCGUCACAGAAUCGGGCUGCUCGUCGUCGAUUCCGUUGCUGCAAAUUACCGAGCCGAGUUCGAGCGCCAGGGCUCCCGCGGUUCGAACAUGGCAGCGCGGAGCACCGAACUGAUUCGGCUCGGGGCCCUGCUACGAAACCUGGCUAGGCGACACGAGCUUGCCGUCGUCGUUGCCAACCAAGUUGCCGACCGCUUCUCCUCACCCUCCAUCGGCGUUCCUCGCAAUGCCCCGCACGGUAGCAUGGCAUCCGGCACCCCGGGAAGCACACCCCGUGAAAACCACUCGUCUCCGACGUCCUUUUCCUUCCCACCAGACGGCCAGCCCGCGCCGCCGGCGCUGCGGCUCGAACACCAGCAGCGCUGGUUUACGGGCUGGGGUGACGAUCCGCAUCCUUCUUACGGCCUCAAGACGCCUAGCCUGGGGCUCGUCUGGUCGACGCAGAUAUCCUGUCGGAUCGCGCUCUUCAAGCGACCAGUAUACGGUCGGCCCAGGAGGAUCGCGGCACCACUGGAAGCCGACGAUGGCGACUUCGAUGCUGAGACACCGACCCUGAAGGCGUGGAGAAGAUGGAUGAAGGUAGUCUUCGCCUCGCACACGAGUGCCUCGGGACAAGGCCUGGAUGGGGCAACCGAGUUUGAGAUUUUCAUGGGGGGUCUCCGGGCAGUCAAAUCAACGAGCAAGUCCAAGUCAAAGGAUAAUGGGUGA